CCAGCGUGCGCUGACGUCGAAGUGCGCGCGGGCGACGGCACCUCUGCCCUGCCGGGUGCGGUGGGCGCUUCCCGUCGGAGCCGCCAUGAGCAAGCGGAACCUGGUGUCGUACGUGCGGCCCGCCGAGCCCGCCUUCCUGUCCCGCUUCAAGGAACGAGUCGGCUACCAGGAGGGGCCCACCGUCGAGACCAAGAAAAUCCAGCCUCAGCUCCCAGAGGAUGAUGAGGACCGCAGUGACAAAGAAGAUGAGCAGCCUCAAGUAGUGGUUUUAAAAAAGGGAGACCUAACAGCUGAAGAAGUCAUGAAAAUUAAAGCAGAAAUAAAGGCUGCCAAAGCAGAUGAAGAUCCACCUCCAGCUGAUGGGAGAAUCAUGUAUCGAAAACCGGUUAAGCGUUCCUCGGAUGAAAAGUGUUCAGGUUUGACAGUAAGCUCCAAGAAGAAGAAAACAAGUGAAGAUGGCGAAGAUAGGCAGAGUCCAGUUAGAAAGAACUCACAGAAGCAAAUAAGAAAUAGUAGUCUCCUUUCUUUUGACAAUGAAGAUGAAAAUGAGUAAGUAUAAACAUGUGGACUUGGUUUCCUUUGAAAGCAAUGAGGUUUUGGUGGGGUUUUUUUGUUUUUUGUUUUUUUUUGCUAUUGCUAGAACUUCACUAUAUUGAAGAGGUAUGGAGAGAGUGGACAUGAGGUAUUUUUUAAAACAUUAAUUUUCCUAUACCUUAAAGUGACAUCUUCCCCAAGUACUUCAGGUUCAUUGCAGAAAGCUUCAAAAACGCAGAAGACAAACUUGAAAUAAAACCCAUCCAGUAAUGCCCCUUUACUGGAAAUGUUAGACAUUCACCACUGUUAACACUUUGUUACCUCCCACCUGUGGGUAUGUAUAUAUGUAAAUUAUAUUUUUAAAUAAAACUGAGAUUGUCGUAUA
Messenger RNA from Alexandromys fortis (reed vole), 919 nucleotides. Its product is annotated as KIAA1143 ortholog. The record is from RefSeq and is a predicted model, not a curated record. NCBI's taxonomy places the organism in Eukaryota, Metazoa, Chordata, Mammalia, Rodentia, Cricetidae. The transcript is spliced from 3 exons. The coding region runs from base 86 to 553 and encodes 155 amino acids.